AUGGUGGCGGCUAAGAAAACGGUGAGUUUGGGACUGGGAAAUCGUUCAUUAAUAGAAAUGUUUGUGCACAUCCUUAAUUUAGGAACGGUGAUGGGUAAAUGUUAUUUUCAAAUCGUUCAUUUAUCCCAGUGUGAGUGACCAACCAGGGCCCGGUUUCCCGAUAGCGAUGGAACUUUAGGCUUACGAGUGUCUUUACGAUGUAUCUUUCCUACGGCGGAAGAUGUAACAUGCGUUUCCCAAAACACCACGCAGAGAGAACGUUCGGUAGGUGCGUAGUUGAGGCAUGUGUCGAUACUGAUAGGAUUGAAAGAAAGGCAGCGCUGCUCUCGGGUCAGCUUGGCCCCAGUGAUGUACUGGACCGUACACACUACCCUCUGUAGUCCCUUGCGGUCAGAGGCCAAGCAGUUGCCAUACCAGGCGGUGAUGCAACCAGUCAGGAUGCUCUUGAUGGUGCAGCUGUAUAAUUUUUUGAGGAUCUGAGGACCCAUGCCAAAUCUUUUCAGUCUCCUGAGGGGGAAUAGGCUUUGUCGUGCCCUCUUCACGACUGUCUUGGUGUGUUUGGACCAUGAUAGUUCGUUGGUGAUGUGGACACCAAGGAACUUGAAGCUCUCAACCUGUUCCACUACAGCCCCGUCGAUGAGAAUGGGGGCGUGCUCAGUCCUCUUUUUUUUUUCCUGUAGUCCACAAUCAUCUCCUUUGUCUUGGUCACGUUGAGGGAGAGGUUGUUAUCCUGGCACCACACGGCCAGGUCUCUGACCUCCUCCCUAUAGGCUGUCUCAUCGUUGUCGAUGAUCAGGCCUACCACUGUUGUGUCGUUGGCAAACCUAAUGAUGGUGUUGGAGUCGUGCCUGGCCAUGCAGUCAUGGGUGAACAGGGAGUACAGGAGGGGACUGAGCAUGCACCCCUGAGGGGCCCCCGUGUUGAGGAUCAGUGUGACAGAUGUGUUGUUACCUACCCUUACCACCUGGGGGCGGCCCGUCAGGAAGUCCAGGAUCCAGUUGCAGAGGGAGGUGUUUAGUCCCAGGAUCCUUAGCUUAGUGAUGAGCUUUGAGGGCACUAUGGUGUUGAAUGCUGAGUUGUAGUCAAUGAAUAGCAUUCUCACGUAGGUGUUCCUCUUGUCCAGGUGGGAAAGGGCAGUGUGGAGUGCAAUAGAGAUUGCAUUAUCUGUGGAUCUGUUGGGGCGGUAUGCAAAUUGGAGUGGGUCUAGGGUUUCUGGGAUAAUGGUGUUGUGAGCCAUGACCAGCCUUUCAAAGCACUUCAUGGCUACAGACGUCAGUGCUACGGGUCAGUAGUCACUUAGGCAGGUUCUUAGUGUCCUUGGGCACGGGGACUAUGGUGGUCUGCUUGAAACAUGUUGGUAUUACAGACUCAGUCAGGGACAUGUUGAAAAUGUCAGUGAAGACACUUGCCAGUUGGUCAGCACAUGCUCGGAGUACACGUCCUGGUAAUCCGUCUGGCCCUGCGGCCUUGUGGAUGUUGACCUGCUUAAAAGUCUUACUCACAUUGGCUACGGAGAGCGUGAUCACAUAGUCAUCCGGAACAGCUGGUGCUCUCAGGCAUGCUUCAGUGUUGCUUGCCUCGAAGCGAGCAUAGAAGUGGUUUAGCUCGUCUGGAAGUCUUGUGUCACUGGGCAGCUCGCGGCUGUGCUUCCCUUUGUAGUCUGUAAUAGUUUUCAAGCCCUGCCACAUCCGACGAGCGUCAGAGCCGGUGUAGUAUGAUUCAAUCUUAGUCCUGUAUUGACUCUUUGCCUGUUUGAUGGUUCGUCGGAGGGCAUAGCGGGAUUUCUUAUAAGCGUCCGGGUUAGAGUCCCGCUCCUUGAAAGCGGCAGCUCUACCCUUUAGCUCAGUGCGGAUGUUGCCUGUAAUCCAUGGCUUCUGGUUGGGGUAUGUACGUACGGUCACUGUGGGGACGACAUCAUCGAUGCACUUAUUGAUGAAGCCAGUGACUGAUGUUGUGUACUCCUCAAUGCUAUCUGAAGAAUCCCGGAACAUGUUCCAGUCUGUGCUAGCAAAACAGUCCUGUAGCUUAGCAUCUGCGUCAUCUGACCACCUUUUUAUUAACCGAGUCACUGGUGCUUCCUGCUUUAGUUUUUGCUUAUAAGCAGGAAUCAGGAGGAUAGAGUUAUGGUCAGAUUUGCCAAAUGGAGGGCGAGGGAGAGCUUUGUAGCGUCUCUGUGUGUGGAGUAAAGGUGGUCUAGAGCUUUUUUUCCUCUGGUUGCACAUUUAACAUGCUGGUAGAAAUGAGGUAGAACGGAUUUAAGUUUUCCCUGCAUUAAAGUCCCUGGCCACUAGGAGCGCUGCCUCUGGAUGAGCGUUUUCCUGUUCACUUAUGGCCUUAUACAGCUCAUUCAGUGCAAUCUUAAUGCCAGCAUUGGUUUGUGGUGGUAAAUAGACAGCUAUGAAAAAUAUAGAUAGACUCUCUUGGUAAAUAGUGUGGUCUACAGGAAAAACUACAUCAUAAGAUACUCUAUCUCAUGCAAGCAAAACCUAGAGUUCCUUAGUAUUUGAUUUUGUGCACCAGUUGUUGUUUACAAAUAUACACAGACCGCCACCCCUUGUCUUACCGGAGUCAGCCGUUCUAUCCUGCCGAUGUAGCGUAUAGCCCGCUAGCUGUAUGUUGUCCAUGUCGACGUUCAGCCACGACUCGGUGAAACAUAAGAUAUUACAGUUUUUAAUGUCCUGUUGGUAGGAUAACCGUAAUCUUAGGUCAUCCAAUUUAUUCUCAAAUGAUUGAACAUUGGCUAAUAGGAUUGAUGGAAGAGGCAGUUUACUCACUCGCCGUCGGAUCCUUACAAGGCACCCCGACCUACGUCCACGAUAUCUCUCUCUUUCUCAUGCGAAUGAUGGGGAUUUGGGCCUUGUCGGGUGUCUGUAGGAUAUCCUUCGCAUCCGACUUGUUGAAGAAAAAUUAUUCGUCCAAUACGAGGUGAGUAAUCGCUGUCCUGAUAUCCAGAAGCUCUUUUUGGUUAUAAGAGACGAUGGCAGAAACAUUAUGUACAAAAUAAAUUACAAAUAACGCGGAAAAACACACAUAAUAGUACAAUUGGUUAGAGGGCUGUAAAACGGCAGCCAUCUUCUCUAACGAUGUACUUAGUUAUUUAUCGACUGCCGUAGAACAGCUAUAGUUUAAGUACAACUUAAGUAGUGAUGGUUUUGGGAAACGGCUCAGAGAUUUAACAUUGCUCCUACAAAGGUUAACGAUUAACUUAGUCGUAAGAUGCAUUUGUGUAACUGGGCCCUCGCCUGGUCUGGUUCAUAUUGACAUGCCAUGAUGCAUGGGACUGCCUUGUGUUUAGUCAUUUAUGCAGUCAUGGGCUAAAAGCAGCCUGACUGUUGGAAGCCAACUUUCCGAUGCAACACUACUGAUUGGUCGGUCUCUAAUCUGUUUCUCUCCCCAGAAAAAGUCCUUGGAGUCCAUCAACUCUCGGCUUCAGCUGGUGAUGAAGAGCGGUAAAUAUGUACUGGGCUACAAACAGACUCAGAGGAUGAUCCGCCAGGGCAAAGCCAAGCUGGUCAUCCUGGCCAACAACACACCUGCCCUGAGGUAACUACACUCAACAAAAAUAUAAACGCAACAUGUUAAGUGUUGGUCUCAUGAGCUGAAAUAAAAGAUCCCCAGACAUUUUCCAUAAGCACAAAUAGCUUUUCUUUCAAAUUUUGUGAAAUUUUUUACAUCCCUGUUAGUGAGCAUUUCUUAUUUGCCAAGAUAAUCCAUCCACCCGACAGGUGUGGCAUAUCAAGAAGCUGAUUAAACAGCAUGAUCAUUAUAGGUGCACUUUGUGCUGGGGACUAAAAGGCCACUAAAAUGUGCAGUUUUGUCACACAGCACAAUGCCACAGAUGUCUUGAGGGAGCAUUUAAUUGGCAUGCUGACUGCUGGAAUGUCCACCAGAGCUGUUGCCAGAGAAUUUGUUCAUUUCUCUACCAAUGUCAUUUUAGAGAAUUUGGCAGUACGUCCAACUGGCCUCAAAACUGCAGACCACGUGUAACCACGCCAGCCCAGGACCUCCACAUCCAGCUUCUUCACCUGUCGGAUCGUCUGAGACCAGUCACCCGAUGAAACUGUGGGUUUGCACAACUGAAGAAUUUCUGCACAAACUGUCAGAAACUGUCUCAGGGAAGCUCAUCUACGUUGCGUGCUCGUCGUCCUCACCAGGGUCUUGACCUGAAUGCAGUUUCAGCGUCGUAACCAACUUCAGUGGGCAAAUGUUAACCUUUGAUGGCCACUGGCACACUUAAGAAGUGUGCUCUUUACGGAUGAAUCCCGGUUUCAACUGUACCAGACAGUGUGGGCGAGCGGUUUGAUUGUCAAUGUUGUGAACAGAGUGCCCCAUGGUGGCGGUGGGGUUAUGGUAUGGGCAGGCAUAAGCUGCAGACAAUGAACACAAUUGCAUUUUAUCGAUGGCAAUUUGAAUGCACAGGGAUACCGUGACGAGAUCCUGAGGCCCAUUGUCGUGCAAUUCAUCCGCUGCCAUCACCUCAUGUUUCAGCAUGAUAAUGCACAGCCCCAUGUCACAAGGAUCUGUACACAAUUCCUGGAAGCUGGAAAAUGUCCCAGUUCUUCCAUGGCCUGCAUACUCACCAGACAUGUCACCCAUUGAGCAUGUUUGGGAUGCUCUGGAUCGACGUGUACGACAGCGUGUUCCAGUUCCUGCCAAUAGUCAGCAACUUCGCACAGCCAUUGAAGAGGAGUGGGACAACAUUCCACAAGCCACAAUCAACAGCCUGAUCAACUCUAUGCGAAGUAUGUUGCACUGCAUGAGGCAAAUGGUGGUCACACCAGAUACUGACUGGUUUUCUGUUCCACGCCCAUACUUUUUUUUUAAAGGUAUGUGACCAACAGAUUCAUAUCUCUGUAUUCCCAGUCGUGUGAAAUCCAUAGAUUAGGGCCUAAUUAAUUCAUUUAAAUUGACUGAUUUACUGUGACUCAGUAAAUUGUAGACGAAAUUGUUGCAUUUUUAUAUUUUUGUUCAGUGUAACUAACCAACACACCUGCGCUCGUAACUAACCAACACUUACCUAACUACUGCAAGGGUGGGCAAUCUGGCUUUUGCUCCAGUCAAAACUAGCACACCUACUAAUUAUUUGAAUCGGGUGUGCUACUACUAGGUUGGAGCAAAACCCUCUCCCUCAGGGAAGACUGCUCACUCCUGCUCAGCACCAACAUUAUACUGAAGUGAAUCCACCCUAAAACUGAUUUGAACACUUCCCUUCUCUCUCUGUAGGAAAUCAGAGAUAGAAUACUAUGCUAUGCUGGCUAAGACUGGAGUCCACCACUACAGUGGGAACAACAUAGAGCUGGGCACAGCCUGUGGAAAGUACUUCAGAGUCUGCACACUGGCCAUCAUUGACCCUGGUGAGUUCAUGGAAAAUUAACAAGUGUGUAAACUGUUAUUCUUUCCUGACUGGUUUAUAGAAUGUAACUUCUAAUUUAUUUUCUAAUCAUCUACAGGUGAUUCAGACAUCAUCAGGAGUAUGCCUGAUCAGCCACAGGGGGAGAAGUAG
Molecule: messenger RNA, 5503 nt
Organism: Coregonus sp. 'balchen'
Lineage: Eukaryota; Metazoa; Chordata; Actinopteri; Salmoniformes; Salmonidae
Source: the annotation of a GenBank genome assembly